Messenger RNA from Thecamonas trahens ATCC 50062, 3453 nucleotides. RefSeq lists its product as uncharacterized. The coding region runs from base 1 to 3405 and encodes 1134 amino acids. Gene Ontology annotation, molecular function: protein binding. The record is from RefSeq and is a predicted model, not a curated record. Gene Ontology annotation, cellular component: cytoskeleton. The transcript is spliced from 2 exons. NCBI's taxonomy places the organism in Eukaryota, Apusomonadida, Apusomonadidae.
AUGGCUGCGUCCUCGGCUGCACGAGAGGCUCUCGAUGCCAACCUCCGGGCGGUUAUCCUCGGAAGUGGCGGCAAGAAGUGGCGCAUCUAUCCGAUGCGGUCGGCGGCUGCUAGUGGAGGCGGUGGUGUGGCAAGCGUGGGUGCUGCCGCCCAGGUCAAGGCAAAUGCUGAGAAUGUGAUGGAGAUCUGCAGGCGCGGUGAUGUGUCGGCGCUGGUGAUUCUGUGCAAAAAGGUCGGCGUUGACGCGCUCGUCGCGUAUCGUGACGCCGCAGGUGAGAGCGCGUUGCACGCCGCGGUCGAGUCGCCGACGCCGGACAUUGUCAAGGCUCUGCUGCGGAUCUCGUGCGACCCGAACACGACGCAAGAGGGGACACUCAACACGCCACUGCACAAGGCGGCAAUGUUGGGCAAGACCGACAUGUACACAGAACUUGUUGACGCUGGCGGCGAUGCCGAGCGCGUCAACUCGAUGGGCCUCACCGCCGCAGGCAUCAUCGCCAACACGACACUGGGCAAGGGCAGCAAGGGCAGCGCGAGCGAGGCUAGCGAAGCUGCAGGCGCAACCGCGGCCUCGCCUGUCAAGCACAAGUUCCAGGCCGCGGCGCGGGCGGCACUGGCGGUGAGCCGCGGCGCCAAUGCGAGCGAUGCCAGCGCAGGGGCGUCAAGCUCUUCAGAGCCGAGAAGCAGCAGCACCAAGUGCGCGCGGAUGCGGCUUCCGGAGCGUAGCAUGCCGCAGAUCCACGUUGGCGGCGACGAUGUCGACGGUGGUUCCGGGUCUGACUCGGACGCGUCGGACGCCGGUGAACCGGUCAUUUACUCGGUGGAGCUUGCCGACGCGGUCACCAAAAAGGUGCGCGCGUCGGUCAACAUCACGGGAUGGGCGCUGCUUGGUGUGGUGGCGGAGAAGAUCGGGCUCGAGCCUCAGGCUGCGCCGUACUUUGCAUGGUGCUUUGCCUCGCCGGACGCACUCCCGGUCUACACGUGGCUCGACAUGGGCCUCCCUGUCUCGGCCAACGGGCGGGCGGACGAUGCGCUGCUCCUUCGGGUCAAGUAUCCGUCGGCUAACAUGCGGCGGCUGGGCGAGGAGACGCCGGUGGCUAUGAACCUGUUGAGGCAGCAAGUGAUGCAGGACGUGCUGGCCCAAGGCGCCGGCAUCCACUCGCAGUCUGUUGUCCUCAUGCUGGCGGCGUACCGCAUGCAGCUCAACUACGGCAACCACAACCCAAAGACGCACCAGCCGGGCUUUUUGGAUACGCUCAUGGACAAGUACGUGUCGGCCGACAUGAUGGCGGUCGGGGCGUCCGAAGUCCUCGCGCUCCAGGCACAGCUGUUCUCGAUGCACCGGGGGCUAGAGGGCCUGACGGCAAGCGAGGUGCACGUCAAGCUUGAUGCGCUGCUCUUCUCGCUCCCAACUUACGGCGCGCAGGUCUUCCCGUGCACGCUGGCUGGAACCGGCGACGCUGACGACAUCUCAGUGGUGCUGCUUGUGGGCGCGACAGGCAUGCUCUUUGGUACACCGCUCACCAACAUUCACUCGGCGGCCUACCCGUCGUACAAGUACCUGCCGUUCUCACAGAUCAAGCGGUGGAAGGCGAUUUCGACGGCGCUCAUCACACAGACGACGACCGAGUUUGCGGCCGGAGGCAAAGAGCAGGUUCUGCAGUUUGUGACGCCGUCGGCGCGAGCCAUCCUCACGUUGCUUAACGACUACUACACCCUCUACUACCAGCUUGUGGACGACGUCGAGGUCUCGCUGCCGCACCCGGACGAGUCGACGAUCUCGGCGACGCUGCUGCCUGCCGAGCUGUUUGGACGGCCGCGGGCCAUGUUUGCGCCGGACCCGGAGCGGUCGCGGCUCGACAUUCUCUGCAGGGUCUACAAGUCUGCGCUGCGGCUGCAAGUCGGGCGAGCCGACGCGGGCUCGAUCCUGGCGCAGGCGUACGAGGCGCUGUACAAGCAUGAGACGCUGCGGCGGCUCAAGCUGCGCAACCCGCGGCAUGCAGCCGCGUUGUUUGAGGCCAUCCACCGCGCACAGAGCUACGUGAGCGUUGGGUUCGGAGGCGAGCUGAUGGAGAACCUAGCGCUAGCGGAGCUGGACCUGACGGGCGUGCCGUUUGCGUCGUCCGAGGCUGGCACCAAGGCGCUCAAGCUGCUUGCAGACAUUGCGCCGUCGAUCGAGAAGCUCAUCAUGCGCGGGUGUGCCAUGGGCGAGUCUGCGGCGAUGCGGCUGUGCCACGUGGUGCAAGCCGGAUCGAUGGCGCUCCGCGAGCUUGACAUCUCGCUUAACGACCUCGGCCCAGCAGGAAUGGACCAGAUCCUGGGCUUGAUGCAGAAAAAGCGGAUUCGAUUCCGCAAGCUCAAUCUGGCGUCGACCGGUAUGACCGACGCGUGCGUGCCGGUGCUGAUGGAGAUUGUGCGCGGUUCAUCGGACAUGAACGACACCGAAGAGCUGGACAUUUCGUACAACAAGAUCACGGACAAGGGCUUUGGCGAUUUGUGUCUCGCGCUCGCGCGGAACCGGUUCCUCAGGACCUUUGCCUUUGGUGGCAACUCGGUGACCGACAAGUCGCUGGGCGUGUUUGUCAGCGAGGUUGUCGACUCGCCGUCGGUUGUCUUUACUUCGCUCUCGUUUGCGCACAUCAAGAUCGGGUCCAAGGCUAUGGAGCCACUCAUUCGGGUGGCGACCGACAAGUCACUUGCCGAGCUCGACAUCACCGACUGCAAGCUGGGCAAGAAGAACGCGCUGGCGCUGCUCGAGGCCGUGACGGCGUCGCGUGGGCGGACGCUGACCUCGCUCAAGAUCGGAUCGAACGGGUUGGACAAGGCGGCCAUCGAGUUGCUGAGCUCGGAGCUUUCGACCUCGCUCUCGACGCUGCGGUACCUGGACAUUGCCGGGGCCGGCGUGGGCAAGAACCAAUGGGAGGCGUUCAUCGCGGUCAUCGGCACGUCGCAUUUGGUCUCACUCAGCCUGGUCGAUACAGGACUGACGGACAAGUCGCUCGCGCUCCUCUGCGCUGCACUCUCGUCCAACACCCACCUGCGCAACCUCAACCUUGCCCGCAACGAGAAGCUGGGCAAGGGCCUCGGCUUGACCGCCAUGGCUGCCCUGCUGGCAGCCAACGCGUCCAAGCUGACCAACGUCAUCCUCUCGGCCUGCAAGCUCAAGGAUCGCAACCUCGAGCAGCUGCUGCCUGCCAUCCACACCAACAUCACGCUGAUGGCGCUCCAGCUCGACGGCAACCAGUUCCACGACACCGUUCUCGCUGACUUUCUGCGUGCCAUUGACCUGUCGUCUAACUACAACCUCGCUCUUGUCGACAUCCGCGACAAUCCCGGCUCUGACUCGGCCGCAGUCUCGGAGCUCCUGCCGUUGGCGGCGCAUGCCGAGUGUGUGGUGGGUCACUGAUCGUGCGUGAGUUGCGAUGAUGUGCAAAAUGAAGUGAUGAGAACAGGA